Molecule: messenger RNA, 2819 nt
Organism: Musca domestica (house fly)
Lineage: Eukaryota; Metazoa; Arthropoda; Insecta; Diptera; Muscidae
Product: gamma-aminobutyric acid receptor alpha-like
Exons: 7
Coding region: 367-2589 (740 amino acids)
Biological process (GO): nervous system process; monoatomic ion transmembrane transport; regulation of membrane potential
Cellular component (GO): neuron projection; synapse; membrane
Molecular function (GO): extracellular ligand-gated monoatomic ion channel activity; transmembrane signaling receptor activity; neurotransmitter receptor activity
Source: RefSeq, a predicted model, not a curated record
CUGAUAAUAAAUUUUAAUAAAAUCUGCAUAAGUCCAAACCAACGGAAAAUGCCGGAAAACAUAACGAAAAUCCCUGACAACAGAAGCAAAGUGAAAACAAACUGAAAAAAGGACAUUAACAAACCGAGUGUAAAUUGACAAACAAAACAAUGAGAGAAAACUAAAACAAAGUACAACAACAACAACAACAGCUAAAGCCUAAAACUUGUCAACAACAGAUUCUUCCUGCAAUCCUCGAAGUCUGGGACACAUCAGCAGGGCUUGGAAGCUGUAAAAACUCGCUCAUAAAAGCCAAAGGCGGAAACUUAAGCUGAGUCCAACAACAUUGCAGUUAGAACAACAACACAUGUCCUCAGCCUCAUAAUCAUGACCAUAAUGUUGAUGCUGCUGUUACUGCUACUCCUGCUGAUGCCAUUGACAAGGAGGAUGAUGAUGACGAUGAUGAAAUUGAUGAUGACUGCGGCCAUGCCAACGAUGAUAUUGUCGCUGAUAAAUUCCAAACGACCAUUAACUUCGGCCCAUAUGUUUCCUCAAUUUCGGUGGCUCGACAACAUUUGUUGUGGCUUUCGUGGCCUUACAACUUGUCGUGGUCGUCGUUGUCAAUGGUGGUCCAAAGGACUAACAUGGCUCAUAACACUCUACGCCUUGUUGUGGCACGGCCUAACGACCACAAAGCUAACGCUGGUAGAGGCGGGCUCACACAUCCGACUGACACAGCGUAACAAUCAUGCCAACAUCUCGGAGUUAUUGGAUAAUCUAUUGCGAGGUUAUGACAACAGUAUACGACCGGAUUUCGGAGGUCCACCUGCCACCGUUGAAGUCGAUAUCAUGGUACGAAGCAUGGGUCCAAUUUCCGAAGUGGAUAUGACCUACUCCAUGGAUUGUUAUUUUCGUCAAUCAUGGGUGGACAAACGUCUGGCGUUCAAGGGAGCCCAAGCCACCCUGGCGCUGAGUGUAUCGAUGUUGGCGCGUAUCUGGAAACCAGAUACCUAUUUCUAUAACGGCAAACAAAGCUAUUUACACACCAUAACGACACCAAAUAAAUUUGUGAGAAUCCAUCAGAAUGGCCGGGUAUUGUAUUCGAGCAGGCUGACCAUAAAGGCUGGCUGCCCGAUGAAUUUGGAGGAUUUUCCCAUGGAUAUACAAAAAUGCCCACUGAAAUUUGGUUCGUUUGGCUACACCACGGCCGAUGUCAUCUAUCGCUGGAACAAAGAACGCCCCGCUGUGGCCAUAGCCGAGGAUAUGAAAUUGUCACAAUUCGAUUUGGUUGAUUGUCCGGCGGGUAAUUUAACGGAUGUUGUUUACAAAGCAUCCUCGCCCUACCACGAGAAUGCCCGAAACUAUGCAGGGGCAGGGGGUCUUGGUGGUCAAACGACGACGACGACGACCCAUCAAGUACAUCACUCCACACACCAGCACCAGAAACAACAGCGACAACACCAAACGGAGCAGCAUCAGCAUGGUCAUCACCACAACAACAACAACUACGAUGACAACAACAACAACUACAACCAGUUUAGCAAUCGAGGCAACAAAACAUUAACAACUUUUGCCGGUCCAGGAGCAAAAAAUCAACAUGUCCGUGGUACUGGCAUCCAGUUGGAUAAGGCCAGCAGUUUCGGUGUGGGUGGCGGAGCUGGUGGUGGUCACAUACGCUUAGAAUCGGAUCAAUCAUCCGAAUACUCCAUGUUGAUGGUGAACUUUCAUCUGCAGCGUCACAUGGGAAAUUUCCUCAUCCAAGUCUAUGGACCAUGUUGCCUAUUGGUGGUCCUUUCCUGGGUAUCAUUUUGGUUAAAUCGUGAAGCCACAGCAGACCGGGUAUCGCUGGGAAUAACAACAGUGCUCACCAUGACUUUCCUAGGCCUGGAGGCCCGCACCGAUCUGCCCAAGGUUCCCUAUCCCACGGCAUUGGAUUUCUUUGUUUUCCUCUCGUUUGCCUUCAUCUUUGCCACAAUUCUUCAGUUUGCCGUUGUCCAUUACUUCACGAAAUACGGUUCGGGAGAAUGUUAUUUUAUCAUCGAAGAAUUGGAUUCAGACACGGAGACGGAGAGUGCAGUACGGCAAACCCAUAAACUGGGAAUGACUCCUGAAUAUGAGGAUACCAAUAGCAGUACGGAAACGAAAAUCUAUGAAGUUAUACCGCUUUCGAUGUGUUCCAUCAACAUACCCAAGGGGGGUUCAUCAAUGAAAAAUCGACGAUCUCGAGAGAGGAAGUAUCGUCGUCAAUCGGCCUGGUGGAAUUGUUGGAAUCAAGUGCAGUCAUGGUUGGGUUGCCGCCAGAAGCGUGGCAGGCAUAAAGCACAUUUUGGUUCAUCCGAUGAAGAUGGUGAGGAGAUUCACUUGAGGGCACAUGAGGAUGUUACACCCAAAAAAUAUUCCGGCCGCCGUCGUAUGUCCUACUAUCGCCGCGAAGAGUUGGAUGCCCGUCGCAAGGGCAAACGAACGCCACAAUAUAAUUCCGUGUCGAAAAUCGAUCGAGCCUCUCGCAUUGUUUUCCCCAUUCUAUUUCUGCUCAUCAAUGUGUUCUACUGGUAUGGCUAUUUGUCGCGCAGCUCCAGGAUAUUGGCGCACAGUAAUUCGACCACCUGAUGUUACCUUUUGGCAAUUUAGACACGUUAGCGCGAGAAGAAAUCAAAACAAAGAAGCAGAAGGGAAUAAAUCGAAAUCAAAAUUUCAUGUUGGGGAACAAUAUUGGUUAAAUGGUGAGAGAUGGAAGUGAAUGAUGAGGGGAGGAUAGAAACUAAGAAAAAAACUGUAACAAAUUAAAAAAAAUCAUUUCGCUUCUGCUAAUAAUUUGUGAUACAAUUAUGAUUUCUUCU